Molecule: messenger RNA, 3681 nt
Organism: Pocillopora verrucosa
Lineage: Eukaryota; Metazoa; Cnidaria; Anthozoa; Scleractinia; Pocilloporidae
Product: extracellular calcium-sensing receptor
Biological process (GO): regulation of synaptic transmission, glutamatergic; G protein-coupled glutamate receptor signaling pathway
Cellular component (GO): plasma membrane
Molecular function (GO): adenylate cyclase inhibiting G protein-coupled glutamate receptor activity
Source: RefSeq, a predicted model, not a curated record
UUAUGAAGUAUUCUUCCGACAUCAACAGCACAAAGACCGACUGAGAAUCAACGGAAUCCUCUCAUUUUGCAGAGUGUUGUAAUUUUCGCCGAGAAUUUUCUCCGAGGCCGUGCAGAGUUUGUGACUUUGUCAAGGCUUAUUUAGCUGGGCGGAUUUUAACUUUGCGAGAACGAUUUUACAUUUUCCACAUUGUAGAAGCGAGGUUCCUCGAGAAAAAGCUUAUUUAACUGCCUGAGAGAAAAAAUUUUCUUCUUUUUUUAGGAAAAUUUGGAAGACCUUCAAGGUUCGGACUAAUUUCCACGUACGGGUGGCGAUUUGUUUUUGGCAAUUUAAAUGCGGAUUCAUUUAAAUAUUUAAAAAAGAUCGUUAAGUGCACCAAACAAGUAGCUAGUUCCUGCUUUAUUCUUCUGGGGUCUUCUUAGUCAACAUGAGAGUUUCACUGGCGCUCUUUGCGCUAGCGUUUUGUUUACAAGCUGAUUCUGCAAUUGGUCGUUGGAGAAGAUUCAAAGAAGGGAAUUUCAUCAUCGGAGGGCUUUUUCCCAUAACCGAAGGGCCGGAGUGCAACAAAGUGCGGAGCGAAGGAUUACUGCUCGCUGAGGCGUUUUUUUACACAAUAAACAAUGAUUCGGUUUAUAGCGAUGCAGUUCUUGGAUAUGAUAUCAGAGACAGUUGUUCGAGCCCUGAGGUGUCUGUGAAAGAGGUUCUAGAUAUUUUGAGACAUGAAAAUGAUGGAACAUUAUCUGAAAACUGCUCAUUGAAGAACGCACGUAAACAAUGUGGAGUGCUCGCGUUUGUGGGACCAGAUUUGUCUGGCAACGCUGUCGUUACAAGUUUCAUAUUGAGCGCUUAUGGGGUACCUCAGAUCAGUUACGGAGUUUCCAGCUCACUUCUCAAUGACAGGUCAAUCUUCAGAACGCUUUUCCGCACGUCUUUUUCUGAUAAACAAGUUGCGGCGGUGUUGACGAGUCUUAUAACUUCUUUCGGAUGGUCUUGUAUAAAUAUCAUAAGUUCGAAAGAACGUUUUUACCGUGGAAUAAUGGGAAACCUAAAACGGGACCUUAAAAAACGCGACAUCUGCAUUGCCUUACAUGACGCCGUCGGUAGUGGUGAAAUUUCGAGUAUUGUAAUGGCAAUCAAAGUUCGUAGGAGUGUUUUCGUGAACGUUGUUUUAGGAAGCGAGGAUUUUAUUUCCAAGAUUUUCAGCGAAGCACGGAGAAAAAAUUUGACAAAAAGAGUGUGGAUUAGAGCUGACAUGUCAAACGAGCGAUCACGAUUGGAUGAAAGCUACGGUGACGUCAUGGACGGAAUGCUGACCGUGUCUGUGCCCAAAGAAGACUUGGGCGAGUUUAAAAAUGUCGUCAGCAUAUUGGCGAAAAACGUUUCAGAAAUGUAUUGCACUUGGAUUGAAAAAGACAGCCGCUGGUCCGCUGUCUGUGGAAAUCGUAGCAGUGAGCAAUCGGUCGGCUUGCAGGGUGUGUCAUUGGACAAAACUGCUUACGUCAUGAAUGCAGUUCUUGCAGUCACGCAGACAGUGAAGAAAGUUACCCAGUGUACUAGGAAUAGUGUGCAAAGCAGUUUUAACUGCUUGAGGGGGAAUUUUACGCUGCAGUAUGCGCGGGAACUUGUUUUGAAGAACUUAGAGAAGAUUACUUUUAGAAAUAGUCAAAAUACUAAUAUAUCCUUCACCUCUAACCGAGAAUUGAAUAAAGAAUUUGAUAUCAUGAACGUGCAUGCCAUCUGCAAUAAAACCAUAGCGACUACCCGAGUAGGAAAAUGGACCAGAGAGCAGAGACUGGUAAUAAAUGAGACUGACAUUCAAUGGCCUGGUAAAGAAUACAGAGUCCCUUAUUCUGGAUGCCGGGAGCGCUGCCCCCUGGGUACCUAUACCAAAUAUGGUUGGGAGACAUGCUGGUGGAACUGUCAUAAGUGUCCUAAGGGGACCUUUAAUGAUAACCACACCGCGACCCUUUGUAAAGUUUGCCCGAAGCACCAAAUGCCAAAUGAGCUUCAGACUGGUUGUGUAGACAAACCUCUCGCAGUGUUAGUCUUCGGAGAAAUGCUAACAGUUACUCUACUCUCCGCGUGUGGACUGGGAGAGAUUCUUACAUUGCUCGUGUUGGGUGUUCUGGUGAGAUAUCAGGACACCCCUGUUGUCAAGGCAACGAAUUUAACUUUUACGGUCUUGUCCUUGUUAGUGCUUGCUGUUUGGUUCCUGAAUCCGGUUCUCUACAUCGGUAAGCCAUCUGACAUUGUUUGCAAAUUGAGAACCGUGUCGUUCGCAGUUUUGUACACCACUAUCACUGCGGUUUUAUUGACCAAGACGAACCGUUUGAUUAAGAUUUUUUCUGCUCUCAAGCAGCAUUGUUUCCUCAGCAACUGCUGGUACGGUUUCUUGACAUGCGCACUGAUUCUUGUGCAGAUUGGUUUGAGCGUGUUUCACCUUCUGGUUUUCCCGCCAAGAGUGACUUAUGAUUACAGCGUCGCGGGCGCUUUGUUUAUGUCAUGUGAGCACAAUUUGGCCGUUGAUUUGGCUUCGUUAGGUUAUGACUCAUUUCUCGCGACGAUAUGCUCGUAUCUUGCUUACAAAUCACGUAAUCUGCCGAGAGCUUAUAACGAAUUUAAAUGGAUAUGUCUCAGCAUGUUUACAAACUUUUUAUCGUGGACUGCUAUUUUAAUUUGCCAUCACACGUCGUUUCAUGGAAGGGAGAGCUACAUCUGUGCAAUAAUGGCGCUAAUUUUGGGAGCAUAUUCAAUGCUUUUCCUUCUGUUUCUUCCAAAAGUUCGUGUAAUUUUUUUCCGGCCGGAAAAGAACACGAAGCAGGCAGCGAUAGAAAGCACAAGGCGUUACUCAAUUGACCAGGCUUCUGGGAUUGAUCUGUCGCCGAUUCAGGGAAUGACUCUGAGACGGAACACAUCGCCAGCGUGUCUAGCGUUUCAGUUUAUGAAUGGAUCUAUGAACAAGCUACCAGUUGUGAAGCAAAACUUGGGACCGAGGCGCUCUCAAGGGUCAAUUAUUGCGACCAUAAAAGAGUUGCCCGAGGAGAGAAAAUCAAGCGUCUAAAAUUCUGUAUCGUUGUCCCAACAAUUUUUGCAUGGAAAGAGCAAACGUACGUAGAAGGAGGUGUUUGUGUAUGCGCGUCCGCGAAGGAGGGUCGGAAUGGCCUGUUUUGUCCCGAUCUUGUUAAAAGAAUCUAAAGAGCCGCGUCAUAGUUUUUCAAUGGUGAUUCUAUAUUGAUCUUACGUUAAAGUUAUUAUAGGUCCAUCAUUUUUAAUCCGUGUUAUACCACGGUGUAACUUCUCCCAACAGUAUUAGUUCAUUGUUAACCAGCAAGUCGAUGAGAAGAAAUAGAAACAUCAACUGAGUAUCACUGUUCUAUUAAACAACAAAUUCUCAAAGCAAAGGUGUAAGAAAUGUAGGAAAGACAUUAAGGAGAAUUGAUAUUGAGAUCUAGGGAGUAAAAAGCUGAACAUUAAUCCUUAAGCAUUCCUUUUUGGAUUGCAUUUUGUACUUUAGCGAGCCACCGUAGGACAUAUAGUGAUAUUGUCUUCCCUUUCGUUACCUUUUCGCUUGCAAGUUCGUCGAACUGUGAUUGGGAAAAAUUCCUUUCCUAUCACUUCUGAAAUUAAAGGCAUACAGUACCACUUAAAAUAAGUAAAAGGAAACAAACAUCGAGGGAAAAC